AUGGCAAAUGUAAUGAACGGUCAAAUAGCUAUGACAUUAGUUUGGUCAAACUUGUCAAGUGCACGACGGUUGUUUAGUUUUAGUCAGUCUGUGAUGCAAACUACAGCUAAAUUACUGGAGUUACAAAUCACAAUAAAAAGCACUGUCAAGAUUGUUAACGUUUUCAAAACUCGUAGAACUAUACGUAUACUGAGAAAAUAUUAUAGACUUUCACCAACACAAGUGUCACAAACAUUAACAAUGACAACAGAAGAAAAUCACCCAGAUACAACAAUUGAAAAUUUGGAUAAAUCUCAAUUAGAUACCAGUAAAGAAGAUGAUUCAUUUUUUGAAUAUUCAAAAGCUAGUGAUGUUGAAAGUGUUUCGAAAGACAAAGUGCCAAAUGUAUUAUCGCAAAUUUCAGUCGAUACUCAACCACUGAAUGAUUAUGAUAAAUCACAAGAGGUUACAGACAAUGCAGCAACAACUGAUGCAAAAUCCAAAACAAACGUUCCUCCACUGAAAAAGAUUAUACGAUCUUCGAUUACAGAAACUGAAGAAGUUAAAGAGAAGUCUGUUAAAUCCUACUUUGAUACUGUUUCAUCAGCUGGUUAUCCGACAUCACCACCAGAGUUUUCUGACUAUGUCAAGACACGUGCAGCCAAUAAAUAUCCGAGUUAUUCAUCCUCUUGCAGUUCAUAUCAAUAUCAUCAUCAAGUUGAAAAUUUUCCUAAAAAAUCAAAUGACACUAUUAAUGGCCAUAGUAAUGUGACAACGCAUAAAGUUAUUUCUACAGUUAAUAAAAUGACACCGGAGAGUAUGACACCUCAAACGAAUAAUUAUGAAAGUAUAUCAAGACCACAAAUCAGUGUCCCUAUUAAAAUACGACGUAUACCACAAGAUGUUCGUAUUAUUCAUGCAUCCAAUUCAUCUGCAUUAAAUAAAUUAGAUGAAUUUAAACGAAACUGUGAACGAGCAACAAGACAAUGGGAACAAGUGAUCAAUACUAAAAAUGGUAAUAAAUUGUCAGAAGAAAUAAUGUUUCAACGAAUACAUGAAUUAGAAUCCAAUGUAAAAGAGGCUGAAAAUUUAUUAAAACUGUUUGCAGCAGAAAUACGUGAAGUACGUGCAACAGCUGAUUAUUGGUCAAAGAAAACAACCAGCUUAGAAAAAUCUUAUCAUAAUCUGCAUGGAAAAGUGAAAGAUUAUCGACUGAAUGCUAAACAGAGUGAAAAUGAUUUCUUGAAAGCUAUGGAAGAACGUGAAUACUUUUUACAAAGUCUUCGAGAAUCAGAAAUAAGAGAGCAUAAUUUAUCGAAUUUGCUUCAACGUGUUGAAGAUGAAUAUAAUACUUUGUCAAGAGAUAUAAGAAUUUUAGAACGAGCUCACACUAAAAAAGACCGUCAGUUACAAACUUUACUGCUUGAAAAAAACGAACUUUCUCGGAAAAUUAUACAUUUGGAAUCAAGCUUACAUAAAUUAAAACAUCGAGCAGAUUAUACAUAUCGGCAAAAACAUCCAUCUCAUGUAGAUGAACACUUGGGUCGAUUUCAUACUCAAACUGGUGAUGAGUCAGAAUAUCUGCUAAGCGACUUCGGGUCAUUGGAUAGAAACCCAAAAUCCUACGCAACUGCUGCACCAGUAGAAGAAAGACAAAACAAGAGCAAUUUAAUCGGUAAUAAUCAAAAUUUAGAUGAUUCAGAUACUUAUAUACCACAGAAAUCAGAAGUAUACAAAGUCAGAGGAUCAGUGGAAAUGUUAGAUAGUAAAAAGCAAAGUUAUUCAUUCAAUAAAAACAUUCCAAUUUCGUUAGUACCCACAAAAAUAAGUGAAAAUUCUAUCAAUACACCGGAUCAAAAAGAUACGCUUGAUGAUCAAAAUAUUGAUUUGUUGCCAACAACUAUUGAGAAUGAUGAACAAAAUCUUCAAUCAAAUCAUUUAAUGCAACAUCCAUCAGUUGAAAAAAGUAUGGAUGAUUUAUCUGAUACUUUAGUGGAUUUACAUAAUUUAACAAGGCAAGAUGAUGGGGAUGUUGAAAUACAACCAAGAGAUUCAGCAUAUAAUCAUACUAGAAAAUGGAGUAUUGCAUCCGAUUAUCGAUAUUCUCCCAAUCAACAUAUUAGGCAAACAAAGAAAGAUGCUUUGUCAACUGAAGAUGAAUCAUCAAAGCAUAGAUCACAAGUGCAAGUUAUUAUUGGACGAUCACCAUCGAAUGAUAAAAAACGCAGAACACUUCAUCCCAGUCAUACUCAUAAAAAGUAUUCAUAUAAAAAAAUGUAUGAUCAACCUGUAUUACCGUCUGUAUUCAGUACGAACAGCCUUCGAUUUAAUAAACAUCGUCCAGCAUCAGUCUCUGGUUAUUUAGAUGAGUUUGGAUUAACUAAACCAUAUGAUUUGUACCCUGUGCCAUCUUCAGCUAGACCAAGUACUAGUUUUGGACAUUUACACAAUUCUAAACGUUUUAAGUCUUUAGAUAGAGACUAUUAUAAUUCGUGUCAAAAUUUAACUACAAAACCUUACUCCACUUUGAAGAUGAAUCGUCAAUUAAAUCGACAACCUUUAAUGGUUCAUUCACUUUCGGAUCGUCGUCUAAAAGAUAUGAAUUAUUUACGUCACGGUAAUCGUAUGGAUGGCGAAUAUGAACGGAUUUACUUUCCCCAGUCAUAUUCAACACAUCAUUUGAAAAUUCCAGAAAAGGCAUGUCUGGAAAGCAGUCUAGAUCAUAUCAAUCUGGAGGUGGAUCGUUUACGUGAUUGUAUUAAACAAUUAAAUCCAUAA
Schistosoma turkestanicum is the source of this 2757-nucleotide messenger RNA. Lineage: Eukaryota; Metazoa; Platyhelminthes; Trematoda; Strigeidida; Schistosomatidae. The record is from the annotation of a GenBank genome assembly.